AUGAAGCGUGCAACGAGCGCAUCCGUUGCGGCCGCUACGGCAGCCGCGACGCAAGUGCACCACCAGGCCAGGAUCCAGGAGUUAUUCUCUGCUGGAUCGAUGUCGACGGCGGCGGCGGCGGCGACGACGACGAUGACGGCGACGUCAACGACGACGAGUACGAGCACGACGACGGCGACGAUCGUCAGCUCCUGCACAGACGAGCUGGAUAAGCAAAUCACAACGAUAUCCUCCCGGCUCGAGCCGAAGGGCUCGCCAAAGAUUAGUCCCGGUACGGGCGACGACAACAAGGCUAAGUCCACGAUGUCGCGACUAUUAGCCGUCGAUUCCGACAACUACAUGCUGCGCAAGGGCGCCGCGACGGCGAUAACGGCGGCGACCAACGGCGCCGCGGCGCCGUCGUCUACCACCUCCUCGUCAUCGUCGUCAUCCUCGUCGUCGUUGAACGGUUCAACGUUCGUUGGCGCCAACUUUGGCCCGACACAGAGUACUAUACUGAGCCGACUUUCGGCCGUAGAUCAAUAUCAUUUCUGGCCUUAUACACGGUCAAUCCUGAGACGAGAACAGCCUCGGAACAGAAUAUGGUUGCAUGGGAGUACUGGUCACCGAGACUGGCACAAUACUGAUCUAGCGGUUUAUCCGUACUGGGGCAGUGCCACCCAUCAAGUCUUGGCAGCCAAUAUUGUGCCACUUCUGGGCCAUGCGGACAACUCUGGCAGAAGUCCGACAUUCGCACAUGG
Molecule: messenger RNA, 740 nt
Organism: Temnothorax curvispinosus
Lineage: Eukaryota; Metazoa; Arthropoda; Insecta; Hymenoptera; Formicidae
Exons: 2
Source: RefSeq, a predicted model, not a curated record